This is a messenger RNA of Anopheles coluzzii, 2830 nucleotides long. Its product is annotated as 6-phosphofructo-2-kinase/fructose-2,6-bisphosphatase-like. The transcript is spliced from 9 exons. Gene Ontology annotation, molecular function: fructose-2,6-bisphosphate 2-phosphatase activity; ATP binding; 6-phosphofructo-2-kinase activity. The coding region runs from base 234 to 1898 and encodes 554 amino acids. NCBI's taxonomy places the organism in Eukaryota, Metazoa, Arthropoda, Insecta, Diptera, Culicidae. Gene Ontology annotation, biological process: fructose metabolic process; fructose 2,6-bisphosphate metabolic process. Gene Ontology annotation, cellular component: cytosol. The record is from RefSeq and is a predicted model, not a curated record.
GUUGCGAAAAGCAUUCAUUUGACGGAUAGCAGCGAUAGCGAGAGGUUGUUCUUCCCGCGCCUCGACAUUCUUCUGUCAGUUCAGUGUGCGCAGCGUUCCCGCGUGUGCGUGUGUGUGUGUUAGUGGAAUUAUUGUUGUGCUGUGUCGGUAUUUUUCCGGACGCGUCCGGCGCGCGCCCUUUUGGAUUUUAUCAGUGAUUAAUCAUCCCAAAACCACCUGCUCCCGUGCCCACGAUGGACGUAAUAGUGAGUGCUGGUGGUGGUGGUGGUAGUGGUGCCACCGGCAGCAGCAAUCCGGCGACCGGCCCGUCCCUACCGGCGACUGCCCCGACCGCGUCCGCCGUGGCCGCGGCCAUCGCGUCCCGUUCGCUGCGAGUGCGCACAUCGAGCCAGAGCGGCGGCAAGCAGUACGGCGAGGCGCUCAGCGAAAUUCAGCUCUGCCCCAGCGUCAUGUCCGAGGGCACGCGGAAGAUGCUGCCCCCGACGACCGAAACCAUCCAGACGAAACCGUUCCCGAUACGGGGCGAGCGUGCCAACUAUGUGAACAGCCCGCACGUGAUUGCGAUGGUCGGGCUGCCGGCCCGCGGCAAAACGUACAUCUCGAAAAAGCUGUCCCGCUACCUAAACUGGAUCGGCAUCAACACGAAGGUGUUCAAUCUGGGCGAGUACCGGCGCCAUGCGACCGACGCCUACCGCAGCCAUGAGUUUUUCCGCCCGGACAAUGAGGAAGCGAUGGCGAUCCGGCAGCACUGUGCCGAGCUGGCGCUGGAGGACGUUUGCAACUGGUUGGAAAAUGGUGGCGAAGUGGCGGUGUUUGAUGCUACAAAUUCUACCCGCGACCGGCGUCAGAUGAUACGCGAAAUUGUGGUAAAAAAGAUGGGCUACAAGCUCUUUUUCGUCGAGUCGGUCUGUGACGAUCCCAGCAUUAUCGAACAGAACAUUAUGGUCAAGAUCAGUGGCUUGGAGCAUCAUCCGCCAUUAAUUCCGAACGAGGAAGUAAAAGUAAGUAGCCCCGACUAUCGGAACAUGAACAUGGAUGAAGCGUUGUCGGACUUCCGGCUGCGCAUCGAGCACUACCAGGAACGGUACGAGCCGCUGAGCGAGGAGCUGGAGAAGGAUCUGUCCUACAUGAAGAUCUACAACACGGGCGAAAAGGUGGUGGUGCACAAGCACGAGGGACACAUACAGUCGCGCAUCGUGUAUUAUCUGAUGAACAUUCACAUUACCCCCAGAACGAUCUAUCUCACCAGACACGGAGAAAGCGAACACAACCUACAGGGACUGAUCGGUGGCGACUCCAAUCUGAGCGAACGGGGCCGCCGCUACGCGCAAGCACUUGCCAAGUACAUCGACGAGCAGCAGAUCGAAGGGCUGCGCGUGUGGACGUCCUGGCUCAAAAGGACAAUACAAACCGUCGCCGAUGUGAACGCACCGCAGGAACGCUGGAAGGCGCUGAACGAAAUCGAUGCGGGCAUUUGCGAGGAAAUGACAUACGAAGACAUUCAGCUGCGUUUCCCGGAAGAGUUUAAGGCACGCGAUCAGAACAAGUUCGCCUAUCGCUAUCCGCGCGGCGAGAGCUACGAAGAUCUGGUGGUGCGGCUGGAACCGGUCAUGAUGGAGCUGGAGCGGCAAGGGAACGUGCUGGUCGUGUCACACCAGGCCGUGCUGCGCUGCGUGCUGGCAUACUUUUUGGACAAAUCUGCCGAUGAACUUCCGUACUUGAAAGUGCCUCUCCACACGAUCAUCAAGCUGACGCCGGUCGCGUACGGUUGCAAGGUGGAACACAUUAUGCUCCCAAUUCAUGCCGUCGAUACGCAUCGCGCCAAACCAGAGGUACCGGGUCAGCUAGAUGCAAAGUUUGUGGGGAAACCAAACCCAAACCCAGCGGAGAAAAAGUAGACCAUUAAACACCGAAGGAUCUCUGACUCUCUGCCUCAUUCUCUCCCCGCGGCUGGAAUGCGCUUUUGCGGUAUAUUUUUGGUAUGGCUGAUUGCAAUCACGUAGCAUUUUGAUAUUGCAUCCCCAAAACACCCUGACACCCAACGAUGCCAUUGAUCGAAAUCGUUGCCUUUAGAUACUUCUCCAGUUGGUAGGAAAUGGGAUGAUACGCCUAGCAGGGUCGUAGAAAUGGUAGUUCCAUACCGAGUCCAGUGUGUCGAUCAAACACGUUCGUACCUUUGCUAUCCUAAGAGAUGUUGGUGAAAUGGACAGACGAUGCACAGAGUUAUGUACAAGACAGUCGUAGUAUGUGUAAGGGAAAUGGUAGAGAAUAUGAAGUUGUAAAUAAGAUUACAGAAUCAGCCAAUCGCUUAUUGUUUGGUUGUAUGCUUUUUUUAAAUACGUUGUACGAUUUUUUUCGCUACAAAUCUAUAGCACUCCUCAAACAUGAUUGUGCAUUUGUUGGUUCUCUUCUAAUUUGUCGAUAUUUAAAGCUAGUUUAGUGGAAAAAAAAAACAUUAAACGUCACUAAAAGACAUAUGAUUUGUGGGGUAUGUACGUAAAAUCUUGGUAAAACCUCAGAUUUUGAUUGUGCAAAAUGGUUAAUUUAAUGAAGUAUAACAAAAACGAAGGUAAAACACACACAUACAUUCAAAGAACAACAUUUAUUAUGAUAGAUGUCCUAUAGCUGUUGUUCAGGAAUAUUCUCUUAUAGGAUUCCUUGCCCGAGUCUGAACAGUCGUAGGUUAGCGAAUGAAAUAAAAACAAACAGCACAGGAUCAAGUAAUAACUACCCUAGACACAUAUAAAUAUAGCAAAAGCAGGCUCUUUACAGGGUAUAAGAACAAUCGAAACUAAAACUGAAUAAAAACAGCAGCUCGCGCAAAACACAA